UUCCAGGAAUGAGUCUGUGACAAGCGGCUUUGCAGCUUAGGGUGUUUGUUUCGUUCUAUCAGCUAUCCAGCUGACAACAGCAAACAGCUAUCACCCUUUCAGACAUACCCCACACACUCAGGAUGGCAGAGGAGUGUGCUCCCUGUGAGGGUCCAGACUUGAAGGAGAUGGGCGAGGAGGAGCUGUGGGAACUGAUUAACGACAACCGCCACCGGAUCUCCUUAGGAGUGCGGCCAUGCAUCUUGAUCCCGUACCUGAGGCAGGCCAGGGUGCUGACGGAGAUGGACGAGGACGAGAUCCUCUCCUGCCACAAACUCACCAACCGCUGCAUGAGAACCAGCUACAUGCUGGAUCUGCUGAGGACUCAGGGGAGAAAUGGUGCUGUGGCUUUGCUGGACAGUUUGAUGAUCCACUACCCCACCCUGUACACCCAAGUCACUGGACGCAAACCCAGCACUGAGCCUUCAAGAUUCAGCGGUCUGAUAAAGUACUCGGAGCUGACAGAGUAUCUGGUGAGAGCAGUAACGGGGAUGCAGAAGGAGCUCCAGGAGGCACGUCGUGAGGCUGGUAGAAUGACUGCACGCUGUGCCUCCCUAGAGUCAGAGAUAGGGCAGAUAAUGGAGCAGGAGGAGAAGUCAAGAUGCAUUCAGGCUGAUAAUGAACGCCUGCGGAGACAUUUGUGUUCUUUGCAACGUGAAGUCACCAAGCUGAAGGAUGAGAAAUGUGACUUGUAUAUGCGCUACACAGCAGCCAUCGAGGAGAAAUCAGCUGUGAGCAAGCGCCUCCAUGACCUCAACCUGCAGGUGUACCAGGUGCAAACUGAGCUGCAAAAAGCCCAAAUGGAGAAUGAGUUCCAGAAGCAGCGAUCACUCAAGUGUGCUUCUCUUGCUGAGACACCACAACUGCAAGAGGAAGUCAAGAGACUGCGCUGCCAGCUGGUGAAAGCAGAAAAAUUGGACCCAGCUCGUCACGACAUCCUGGCCCAGGACCUGGCUGAGGCCAUAGACAGCCAGGUGGAGCUUGCGGAGCAGCUCAGGUGUUACAGAGAGGAGAAUGAACAGCUGCUCAGAGAAAAACAAGGGCUCAUGGAGCAGAAGGAGUGCCUGAGCCUUCAGGUGCAGCAGCUAACCCUGGACUGUAACAUGCACCAGCAGAAGAGUACCAUGAUCCACAAUCAGAUGAGGGAGCUGCAGGCAGAGAGAGACCAGGCGUACCUGUCCCGCGACGAGGCCCAGGCCAUGAUCGCCCGCAUCCUGGCUGAGAAGGACACCCUGAGGUGCCAGCUGGUGGAGCUUCAGGAGAGGGUCUUCAGCCUGCAAGCCAAACACAACACCAGAGUGCAACAGCAGAGCUCUGAUGAGACAGAGGCCGGCUGGGAGAGCCCGAGGUCCAACUGCGAAGAAUCCCCGUUCUCGAACAGACGCAGACUUUGCCGCAUGGAUGCAGUUAAUCCCAUGUCACCAGGUUCCUGUUAUUCAGAGAGUGAAGAUGCUGCGGCAAGUAGUGUCCGAUCACGUAACGCAGAGCCACCCAGCCCUGAUUCCCUCCGCAGACGGGUGGAAGCUCUACAUGCAGACAGCAGUUUGGAAACAGCAGAGACUGACUCUUUAUUGGAUGACUUUGUGUUCCUCCCCAAUGUUGGGAGUGAAGACACGCAGACGCCCAGGCUAUGCUCUUCUGAUGGCUCCACCUCUGACUGUCUGUCAAGAACCUCAGCCCCUCCUUUCCUGAUGCGUUCCCGUCCAAAAGCUUUUCGCAUCAGUGGCCGUGUUCUCAGCAUCUCCUUCCAGGGGGAGGCACUGCUCAGCCAGCUGGCAGUGGUGGGGGGAAAUAAGACAGGAGUGUUUGUGUACCAGGUGACAGAAGGGAGCCCUGCCCAUACUGUUGGCAUUAGCCCAGGGGCACAGAUAGUGGAGGUGAAGUAUGAGCAGAACCAGAAGGCUCUGAGGAUGGUGCUGGAGGAUUCCACUUUAGAGGAAGCUAUGUGGGCUCUCGGCCAGGUUACAGGCUUCUGCCACCUCUCCCUUCGCCCCAGGCAAGAUGAUUAUGACGUGCUGCUGCAGCAGCUACAGGACAGUGAUGUAUCAUCAGGAGAUUCCUUCUACGUACGCGUCAAUAUGUCUCUGCCUGCUGGCCCCAACGGGACGCUGGCUGUGUCCUGCAACGACAUCCUGCAUGUGACCAACACGCGACCCACUGGCACUGAGGACUCGUGGCACGCCAGCCAAGUGCACCAGUCUAAGCUACUGGACCUCCAGAGUGGAAUCUUACCUAACUACUACAGGGCACAGCGACUUCUGAUUCGAGCAAUUGAGGACAUGAGCUUCGAAACAAAGAAGUCUCACAAGAAUAAACAGAAGGCGGUGAGGAUUGUGAGCACCGGGCGACAGGGCAGGAACCCACUGUGGAUCAGCGUGGAGGAUGAAAAAACCAAGAGCACAGAGUCAGGUGAUGCAUCUGCACCCAAAACUUGUGUCACCCUCAUGCCCUACACCCUGGUCACCCCCCACUACCCACCUGUCUGCAGACCUGUCCUGUUGAUGCCCACUGUCCUGGGACGCAUUCUGGACAAGAAGCUGGCAGGGUGGCAGGGCUUUCAGCUCUGUGAACCUGAGGUGCUGAGCCCCUGUGAGCACGCAGCCCGGCUACAGAGGUCUGAGAUCCUGGAGGAGUGUGAGCAGGGAAGAAACUCCUGCUACACCCUGCAGAGUGUUGAGAAAGUCAUGAAGAAGGGGAUCCACUGCGUGCUGCCACUGGGCCUGGACUGUGUGCGUCGGCUGCACCGGGCCGAGAUCUUCCCUAUCAUCAUCUUCAUCGGCCAGUCUGCACGGAGCGCAAGGAAACUGAAGUCAAAGCUGCAGCGCCACGGCCGAACAGAGGAGCAGCUGCUGGCAUGUUCGAGGAGCGAGGAGCCGCUGCUGGACAAGCUGCCAUGUCUGUAUCACAGCGUGGCUCCAGACUCCUGGUGUGACCAGACUUCUCUGCUGACCAGCUUGCACACCAUCAUUUGGGAGGAGCAGAAGAAGAUUGUCUGGGUGGAGCCUGAUCUGUGGUGAAAGAGAGAUUAGAAAAGAAUCUUAGCAUAUGUAGAAAAUCUAAAAACAAAAUCUAAUGCAUUUAUAUGAUAGACAAACUUUACAAGAGAUAUUUUUGUAAACAUGAGUAUGUAUCUAUGAUACCUGAGUAACUGUGUAAAUAAAGGACUUUCAUAAUGUGAUAUAGAAAGGAAAAUACAUUUAAAGACUCUGUAUAAUUAGUUGCCUCCCAUUUUGAGGCUUUUGUUUGAAACAAACACAGACGUGAGCUGUUUGCUGCAAACACAAACACUGAUAAAAACAAACUGUGAUGACUUAUAUGUACUGUAUCUGUACAAUAUGUUGUAGAUCAUUUCCCACUAUGAGGGAUUUUAUUUUAAUAUUCUGCAUCUGUCAGAACUGUUUCCAGUGUUUCAUCAGAAUGUAUCCAUAUCUUGGUAUUUGAAUUUUUAGAUAACUUUUAACAGACAGGUCAGGAAACAUCAGUCACGUCUAUUGUUCUGCAAGAUUUUAGAAUGAAACUCAGCUGCAGAGCUGUCCUUUUCUUCUUCUUCAUGGUGCUGCCACGCAUCCAUAAACAUUUAGUCUUUUGACUUAACUAUAAGCUUUUAUGAAACAUCAUGACAAAACAUCCCUCUGAAUUUCUAUGAAUUGUGCUGUAAAAUUCUGUAAAGAAGUUUUGCUUAAUAGUUUUUGUCUCCAAUGUGUCUCACUGUCCACAUUUGAAAAAUGUAGCAAUAGUUAAUGAUUAAGUUUGAAGAUCAUCAUUUUCAUGUAGCAUCAUGUUGUAUUUACUCCACUGUUUUUCCAUCUUAUUGUUUCUGUCAAUGUGUAGACUAACUGUGGAAGGUCCCACAGGAGCUUAGAGGAAUCAACUAAUCUGUUGUUGUUAACAUACUGUAAAUAUAUUUGUUAUUUAUGUA
This is a messenger RNA of Toxotes jaculatrix (banded archerfish), 3958 nucleotides long. It is a transcript of the gene card14, whose product is annotated as caspase recruitment domain family, member 14. The transcript is spliced from 20 exons. NCBI's taxonomy places the organism in Eukaryota, Metazoa, Chordata, Actinopteri, Toxotidae. Gene Ontology annotation, biological process: regulation of apoptotic process. Gene Ontology annotation, molecular function: protein binding. Bases 123 to 3056 code for a protein of 977 amino acids. The record is from RefSeq and is a predicted model, not a curated record.